Molecule: messenger RNA, 770 nt
Organism: Osmerus eperlanus (European smelt)
Lineage: Eukaryota; Metazoa; Chordata; Actinopteri; Osmeriformes; Osmeridae
Product: arylsulfatase K-like
Exons: 2
Coding region: 31-342 (103 amino acids)
Molecular function (GO): glucuronate-2-sulfatase activity; arylsulfatase activity
Source: RefSeq, a predicted model, not a curated record
CUCCUGUCUCUGUUGGGCCCAGGUCAGGUGAUGUCAGCCCUUCGGGACUCAGGACUGCAGGACGGCACUGUGCUGAUGGUCACAGCCGACCAUGGGGACCUGGUCAUGGAGCACCGGCAGUUCUACAAGAUGUCCAUGCUGGAGGGCAGCUCCCAUGUUCCUCUGCUGCUCAUGGGUCCAGGGGUGAGGUCUGGCCAGCAGCUCAGCUUGCCUGGAUCUCUGGUUGACCUGUAUCCCACCCUGUUAGGAGAAAGAGGCGGACACCAAUUGAAGCACAAUAAACCAUCAUAUCUCAGAAAGAACAGUCAUUCAACAAGCCUUCCCCUGCUGACGACCUCCUGAUCGGCUCUGCCCGUCGAUCCGGCUUCUGGGUUGCCCUCCUGGCCUGUACUGGUCACCCUCUGGACCUGCCCCAACACUCAGCCCUGCCUCCCCAGUCCCCUUCCGGACCCCCCGGCCACCCGGCCUUGAUUUCCUGCUGGGACGUCCGGUGCCGUCCCUUGUGGGGGAGUACUGACAGGGCCACGGCCGUACGCCAGCCUGAGUUAGUUUUCCCUGCUCUACUGUUUCCUUGUGUCUGAUUCCCUGUGUUCUGUGCUUUUGUCUUCCUCUGUGUCUUGCUCAUUGGUGUGUCAUUUUCUGUUUGCCCAUUAGUGGUGGUUUGGUUCACCUGUGUGUAGUUUGGUCUUGUGUGUAUUUAUGGUUCCUCCCGAUCAGUCCUUGUUGGUUCUGUGUCAUGUUGUGUGUGUUCAUGUGAGUACCCUAGCUGU